AUGAUUGAAUCUCCCUCAUUAAAGUUAUCCGACCUUUGCUCUGUAAGCUAUGACACAGACCUUAAAGCAGAAUCGUCAGAAAUCAUAUCAGAAGCAGUGGCAGCACCACCUAGUCUCCAUCGCGCAGCCGGCGACACUACAGGAGCCGCUGAUCAAACCGAUCACUCCAUUGAAGUUAUUGGUGACUCGCAAACAUUCUUUCCAUCAUUCGCUAAUCUGUUUGAACCACGACAGUCUAAUAAUUUCCGAAUAGACUUCGAUAGUCAAGAAAGAGCCUACAGUCAACGGCCUAGCUCAUACAGAUCGUUAUUAAAUUAUCCUCUUUUCGGCGGCUACAAACCUUACGAAGGCUUUGGAAAACAAAGCGCUCCCGCCUCAGAGCCGUUAGUAGAUGCAAGCUCUAGCGUUUUGGGAUCUGGAAAUUUUGGUAUUAUUAGAGGAGGGACUUUCUUCGCACAAAACGAAGAAGAUGGAGAAUAUGGCGAUAAUUAUGAUUCUUACUAUAACAACGGCCAUGGAAGACCAUCCCUGAACGUCGGUUACAUUGCCAACCCACGCCCCAAUUACAAUCAAGACCAGUUUGCUAAUUUCAGAGAUUUCGCCGACAUAAACGCACCUUCGAAUACGGCCUACUCUCAUUAUGUUGUAGUGUAUGCAAACAAAAACGGCACUCUUGAUGAAAUCAGUGAAGAAACGAGAAACGUAGCAAGCAAACCUAAAAACAUAAUUGAAACAUUAGAACAGCUCGACGAAUUGAGCUCGCCAAAGAAACAAUCGAAAGCUAAAGUGAAAUUGGAAAUGACAAAACAAAAGUCUCUACAUAAAAAAGAACAGUGGAAAAAGAGCAAUUCCAAAUACCUUAAUUUAAAACAUGAUCCUGAAGAACCAUUAUUAGCUUUAAGU
Molecule: messenger RNA, 903 nt
Organism: Brenthis ino (lesser marbled fritillary)
Lineage: Eukaryota; Metazoa; Arthropoda; Insecta; Lepidoptera; Nymphalidae
Source: the annotation of a GenBank genome assembly